AACAGAACUACUAACAGAAUCGGCGUAAUGAUACACCACAGAGGGUAGCUGGUCUGGUUGAGUCUAUUCUCUCUAUAACUUUCCCGUUCUUCGCAGUGCACACCACUGAACAGCUCAAGCCUUAGAUCAAUGAACCAUUUGUUCGGAUGGAGAAGGAUUGCCAGACUGAUGUUCAUGCUGCUAUAUUUUGUCAUUGAUGUGCUCUGUGCUUCCCAGCAAACAGUCCAGUCUGAGACUCAGCACGUAAAAGGUGUCGUGGGACAGUCUUUCUCUUUUCCAGAGAGGGUGAUCAAGUCUGGCAAUUUACUUUAUGGAGACCUUGGCACUAUUGCAAAUGUGUACCCUGGUAAAGAAGGCAAAAUCACCCUUGAGAAGAGAUUUGAAAACCGCCUCCACUUGAACAAUGUUACAAGAUACUUCACCCUGUCAGACCUUCAGAUAAACGAUGCUGGGGUUUAUACUGUGGAGAAUACAGAAGGAGAAAAAAAUAAAAAUAAGUUUGAGCUCACUGUAUACAACGUUGUUUCCAAACCUCAGGUGACGGAGUGUGACAGCAGUUCCUGUAGUGUGGUGUGUUCUGUCGACAACGAAAAAGAGGUGACAUUGACCUUGUACAGGGGAGAGGAAAUACUAAACCAGACCAGCAGUCCUAACCUCACCACCGAUCUAUCUCUCCGUUUGGAGGUAGAGGGAAAGAACUACAACUCCACCUACAGCUGUGUGGCUGCUAACCCUAUCAGCAAUGAGACAGUUCAUGUCCCAAUAUGUUGCAGCGAAGAUGGUCAUCCUAAUGAUGCAGACAGUGAUGAGAGGACUCGGGGUAUGCUUAUUAUUGCUGUAAUCUGUGUUUUGGUUGCCUCAGGACUGGUUGGACUUGCAAUCUAUCUAAAGAAGAGUAUAAAUGGACACUCACAAGAUUCAUCUGAAAGAGUGAAAGGUGAUGUUCAGUAUGCAACGAUAACUCCUAAAAAACGAACAGAUAAUCAGGAGGAGCGAACCAGUAUACCACAACUGGAGUCACGUAGAGACAACCCUGAACUGACAUCAGUUUAUGAUACACUCCUGUUACAUCGCAUGGCUGAAAGCAGAGAUGUUGACACAGCAUGAAGGAGGAAAAUGGGAAGUCAAUGAGAGGCCGACAUGACAACUCACAUCCUGGAGAGGACGGUAUAUCAUAAAGAGGACGUUGAAACAAAAUGAAAGUAAAAAAUAUAUUCACCCAGAAAACCUUUUAGAGGCACAGUUGUUAUGGGAGAAAACCUGUUGCGCUGAUAUAAUUUCAAGCUUUCUUUGUAGGACAUUCUCACAGACCUUCUUUCAAAGAGCUGUCUCAAUGACAUCCACUGAUACGGACCAAUUCAAUAGCUAUGCAUUGAGUUAGUAGCAGGAUCAAGAUAAUCCUUCUUUUCAAGGGUAUUUUGUCCCAAAUCCCAAUGUAUAGUUUAAAACAAUUGGAACCUAUCUUUUAAUCCAAUUCACUAGUGUGUUUGCUAUGCUACUGCUGGGUGUCACGAUCGUUGACUGAAGACACGGACCAAGGCGCAGCGUGAUAGAAGAUCCCACCAAGACUAGUGCAAAA
Molecule: messenger RNA, 1579 nt
Organism: Coregonus clupeaformis (lake whitefish)
Lineage: Eukaryota; Metazoa; Chordata; Actinopteri; Salmoniformes; Salmonidae
Product: SLAM family member 5-like
Exons: 6
Coding region: 130-1107 (325 amino acids)
Source: RefSeq, a predicted model, not a curated record